CCCACCCAGUUGACUUGGGCAGGGGGCGGGGCGGGCCGAGGCCGGCCCCUCGGAGCCGACUCCGCCCCGUCCCUCCGACAGGGAAGCGCGGAGAGUGCAGCCCAGCAGUCACAGGGUUCCCGCGCGUCCUGAGUCUCGGGCCUUGCAUACCCAGGACCCCGAAAAAUGGCUGUCAAGAAGAUCGCGAUCUUCGGCGCCACUGGCAGGACCGGGCUCACCACCAUGGCGCAGGCGGUGCAAGCAGGUUAUGAGGUGACUGUGCUGGUUCGGGACACCUCCAGGCUGCCAUCUGAGGGGCCCCAGCCGCACCACGUGGUAGUGGGUGACGUUCGGCAGGCACCUGACGUGGACAAGACCGUAGCUGGGCAGGAUGCUGUCAUCGUGCUGCUGGGCACUGGCACUGAUCUCAGUCCCACUACAGUGAUGUCUGAGGGCACCCGGAACAUUGUGGCAGCCAUGAAGGCUCAUGGAGUGGACAAGGUCGUGGCCUGCACCUCGGCCUUCCUGCUAUGGGACCCAGCCAAGGUACCCCCACAACUGCAGGACGUGACUGACGACCACAUCCGGAUGCACAAGGUGCUGAAGGAGUCAGGCCUGAAGUACGUGGCUGUGAUGCCACCGCACAUAGGGGACCAGCCGCUAACUGGGGCCUACACAGUGACCCUGGAUGGACGAGGACCCUCAAGGGUCAUCUCCAAACAUGACCUGGGCCACUUCAUGCUGCGCUGCCUCACUACUGAUGAGUACGACGGCCACAGCACCUACCCCUCCCACCAGUACGACUAGGACCCUGGCCCCAUCCAGGAGGACAGCAUUCUAGAAUACGAGGCACAAAGAAAGGAACAAUAAAACUUGAGCCAAGAGCUUGAAAUUAUUCCAGACAACCCCACAAUAGGACUCCUCCUCUCCCUGCCUUUGAGAAUUUCAGUGUCUCUGCGUACAGUGUCCUAGGUACUCAUUCAUUUGUUCAGUAAUGGUUUAUCAAGUCCCUCCUCUGUGCCCAGCCCCUGUGCUGAGAGCCCAGUGGUGACCAAAGUAGCCGGGAUUCCUGCUUUCUCUGCUGUCAUGUAUCUCAUAGAGCGUGAGAAAGACAGCCCUGCCACUGACAGUGACAACCCUGCUUGGUCAGAGCUCGGAUGCACAGAGUACAUGGAAGAGUGGCAUUCCUAAGGGGUCCCUGACCAGCUUAAAGAGCAAGAAAGGUUUUGUGGAGAGGGAUAUAUGUUCAACCUGAGACCUGGUUCCAUAAGAAUAAUCCAAGAGAAGUUUCUAGGGCAGAAGAAACAGCAGCAGCAAAGGCCAGGAGGCCAGAAAGCUCCUUAGAAGAGUCAAAAUCUGUCCCCUACAGUUAGUAAUACUGCUGUUCUGAGGUGAGAAUGGUCAGAUCUAAGAGGCUGGAUUAUGGAGGCUAAACUGUGCAAAGUCAUUGUAAAAAGUUGAAGUUUCAUUCUGAGGUUUCAUGCAGGAGAGGGGUGGGGAUACAGGUGCGUGUUUUUUAAAGCUCUCUUUGGCUACUAUGUGGAGGUGGAUCCAUAGGAGGAGGACGGUGGAGGAUGGGAGAGUUGAACCAAGGCAGGGGUGGAAGGAGCCCUCAGGAGCCUGGACGGACAGUCUGUGGAGAAGGGAGGGAGGACUACUCAGCAGGAAUUAAUCCACCCCACUUACCACCUAUUUCCCCACCUCUGUAGCCCUAAGAAAUCCUUUCCAGUUCUGCACUGCAAGCAGCAGGAUGACUUGGUUGACAAAUUCCAAGACUGGAGAACUGAUCUGAGGAGACCUAAACCUCCUCCCUUCUACAGACGUCUAGAGAAACUGCCUCCCUCUCCCCUUUGUGGACACUUCUGGAGGGGCUGGGACAUCGCUGGUGUAGUCUCUCAGGAAGCCAGCAGGAUUCUAGUCUGUGCUCCCCAUUUCUCUGUCACAUUACCCAAGCAUUUAAUGAACUUCCACUGUGUAUGAGCUCUGUGGCCUCC
Sciurus carolinensis (gray squirrel) is the source of this 1973-nucleotide messenger RNA. RefSeq names its product biliverdin reductase B (gene Blvrb). The record is from RefSeq and is a predicted model, not a curated record. Bases 166 to 786 code for a protein of 206 amino acids. The transcript has 5 exons. NCBI's taxonomy places the organism in Eukaryota, Metazoa, Chordata, Mammalia, Rodentia, Sciuridae.